AUGCUCGAGAAGCGCGACGUCUGGGACAAGAUGAGCGAGAGGGCGCGCUGGAAGGAGUUCGCCGCGCGUCCAGAGCACGCCGGGCGUUCGCGCGAAUCGUGGCGGACCGCUGCGGAGACCCACGCGUCGAACAUCAAGAAGAUAUACGACGAGUUGCUCGAGGAGCUGGAGGAGUCCGCCGAGUCGAAUGCUGACACGCCGCCGCAGAACGACUCGGCGAAGGGUACGUCGAACGAGGAAGCCGCGAACGAGGCGGAAGCGAUGUGA
Epithele typhae is the source of this 267-nucleotide messenger RNA. RefSeq lists its product as uncharacterized. Lineage: Eukaryota; Fungi; Basidiomycota; Agaricomycetes; Polyporales; Epitheliaceae. The record is from RefSeq and is a predicted model, not a curated record. The transcript is spliced from 4 exons. The coding region runs from base 1 to 267 and encodes 88 amino acids.